GCGGGCGAGGACCCCGUCGCGGCCGCGUCCCCUCGGGUCCUUGAGCCGGGUCCUUGAGCCGGCGCCGAGCGCGGAGCCAUGGCCUUGAGGCUGCUGAGACGCGUCCCCGCGUCCGCCUGCGCGACCUCGCGGGGCCUCGCGGAGGCCGCCCAGCGCGCGGGAGGGAUUCACACAAGCGUCCAGUGCGGGCGGCAGUACGGCCCGCUGGCAUACUUACUCGGCGAAAGAACAACCAACAAGCUGACAGAAAGCAGCAAAGUGAUAACCGUGGACGGCAAUAUAUGUUCUGGGAAAAGCAGGCUUGCCAAGGAGGUAGCAGAGAAGCUGGGCCUGAAGCACUUUCCUGAAGCAGGGAUCCACUACGCAGACAGCACCACUGGGGAUGGCAGACCCCUGGACAUACAGCUCAGCGGCAACUGCAGUUUGGAGAAGUUUUAUGAUGACCCGAAAAGUAACGACGGCAACAGCUACCGCCUGCAGUCCUGGUUGUACGCCAGUCGCCUCCUGCAGUACGCAGACGCCUUGGAGCACCUGCUGAGCACAGGACAAGGUGUGGUGCUGGAACGCUCCAUCUACAGUGACUUUGUCUUCCUGGAGGCGAUGUACCGACAGGGCUUCAUCCGGAAGCAGUGUGUGGAUCAUUACAACGAGGUGAAGAAGGUCACCAUCUGCGAGCACCUGCCCCCGCAUGUGGUCAUCUACGUCGACGUGCCCGUCCCCGAGCUCCAGGGCCGGAUCCAGAAGAAGGGAAACCCACAUGAGAUGAAGAUCACCUCCGCCUACCUUCAGGACAUCGAGAAUGCCUAUAAGAAGACCUUCCUUCCCGAGAUGAGUGAAAAAUGUGAGGUGUUACAGUACAGUGCAAGGGAAGCUCAAGAUGCAGAAAAGGUGGUUGAGGAUAUUGAGUAUCUGAAGUACGACAAAGGCCCGUGGCUGGACCAGGACAACCGCACCUUCCACAACCUGAGGAUGCUGGUUCAGAACAAGUUGGAGGUGCUGAAUUACACGACCAUCCCUGUCUAUCUCCCAGAGCUCACCAUCGGCGCUCACCAGAGUGACCGGGUCUUCUAUGAGUUCGCAGAGUUCCUAGAAAGGCAGGGCCACGUGCGCCUCUGGGCAGCCUUGCAGGUCAGCGUGUUACCUUGACCUGCCCGGCCGCAAGUACAGCCCCGGCUACAACAAGGACGUGGGGGACACGUGGAUCUGGCUGAAGUGAUGGACGCCCCUGCGGAAGCUUCCUUGUGAGGAGGAAGACACACCCAGCCCGACUCCCCUGCACUCCAUGUAGCUUAAAACUGGGGUUGGGGUGAAUGAUCCUAAAAUUGCACAGUGGAGGACACGGCCCAGCAGACGGCCUGCCCAGCAGUGUGGUGGAAGGAGUGCAAAGGCACCCCCAUUUAGGGGGAGACCGCCCAGCUUUAUUCCAGAACCAUUAUCACCAGGAGAAAGGGUCUGCCGUGAAAGAGCAGGUGUCACUAAGAGACACUUCAUCGCAGCCAGCCUCUGUCGGGCAGGUUCUGUACGCUGUGUCUUCAGACUUCAAGAAAUAAAACUGUUCUAUGGCA
Hippopotamus amphibius kiboko is the source of this 1565-nucleotide messenger RNA. RefSeq names its product NADH:ubiquinone oxidoreductase subunit A10 (gene NDUFA10). NCBI's taxonomy places the organism in Eukaryota, Metazoa, Chordata, Mammalia, Artiodactyla, Hippopotamidae. The record is from RefSeq and is a predicted model, not a curated record. The transcript has 11 exons. Gene Ontology annotation, biological process: mitochondrial electron transport, NADH to ubiquinone. Gene Ontology annotation, cellular component: cytoplasm. The coding region runs from base 79 to 1146 and encodes 355 amino acids.